CGGGUGAAGACGCCAUUUUAGCUUGGGACGAAGUUGUCUCCCCACUCCCGACAAGCAAAGGCUUUGUCUCAGAAGAUCGUCGUGGAUUACCUUUGUCGCACGAGGAUGCUGCCCACCUGAGGAAGUUGAUCUUGAAGAAGUUUGUGAGAGAGGUUGCUAGUGCUAGGAUGGAAGGAAAUAGAGCUGAAGAUGAUGACACAGCAGGUGAGUCUACUCUUACUGGACGAAUUACCGAACAAGAAGAACGCCUACAACGAAUAGAAGUUGAACAGUUCCAAACCCUUCUUUCGACUGCGUCUGUAUCAGACAUAGAUUAAGGGUAGGUUAAAGGUGCUUUUCUUACCGCUUUUUAUGCCUCUCCUAAGGGAGAACGGCAUAAAAAGCGGGGUAAGCGAGCACCAAAAACCUACCUCUAAAUAGAGAACCUCUAUCGGUUCCUCUACGAGCGUGGAGCGCCGUCCCGACAAUUGCCUCCAGGCUUGAUUCAGGGUUUUCUCCCUAGCCAAUGCGGCAAUCCAGACUGGGGCUCGCGUGAAGGAACUGCGCAUGAAUUUGGUUCCAGGCAAUACGAAUUUCUGUUUCCGCGGAACAAAGAAGUUGCGCUCUCAUCACCUGACGUGGAACUACUACACAAUGACGACGUUUUCCACCGUCUCAAUGCUCAGAGAAUCGAUGCUUUGAUUGGACACCAACGACCCUGUUUAUUGGAGCGGUUUUUGCAGUCUAGGAUGUUUGAAGACCACAAAUGCGUGUUGUUACAUCAAGUCUUCCACUUUGUGGAUUGGACAGUGGAGGACAACUCGUUUCGGCAGACUUUCUUCAUGCUGUUAUGGACAAACGUCGUGGAGAAGAAUAUUUUGAGACCGCAUUUGGGAGCUCUGUAUAGAGGAGUGGUUGCGACGGGUAGGACUGCGAAGGACAUCAAGGAUGAAGAUGAGACAAAUUUAGCUGCUGGUGAAACAAGAGCUUCAACAUCCGUGAUUGGAAGCCUUGGCAGCUUUGAGACUACUGCUGCGCCGGAAACGGAGGAAUCUUCAGAAAUUACUAGGGCAAUGCCUUCUUCUGUCACCUUACUGCGUCGACUUCUAGACUUCGUCAUUCACAAAGGCGUGAUCGCCGUGCAUUUCCGCGGUGCAUGGGGUUUUCAGGGUGUGGGACUGCAGAUACUGGAACAGGUGAAAGCGACCCAGAUUCGGACUGUCUAUAUAGCCACGGAUAACACACGCUUUGCGCACUUUAGACAGUUGGUAGACAUGUUGCGGAACGAGUACCAGCUGACAGUGAUGUCAUCGGAGAUAUCGGACGAGAUAAACAAACUGGAAAAGCAGGAAGCUGCGCACCAGCGGAAUGUUAGAAAGGACGAUAAUAUUGAGACCAACGGUGAAAAGUCUAAGAACUCCUACGUUGACCAGAACAAGGUAGUGCCGCAGUUUGAUAAUUCCGAUUUCUCAAGAUCUGAUGGUGAGGCGUCACUUGGUACUGGUGCGAUGAAAGUUUCAGAAGCCGCUGCGGAUCUAUUUGUUGCCGAUGAGAAGCCACAACGAACGACCGAUGCAGCAAAGCCUGAAUCUACAACUACGGUGGUCGAUGAGGAGGCCGAGUUUUUCGGUGAUACAGCGAGGCGCGAGAUCGCAGCUGAGGACCAAGUUUUCAAUACCGCUAUCCCAUGGCAAAAGCACCAUUUAGAAGCUUCAAGAGGGAAACUCCCCAAUCUGGCACUCUACAUCGACCUGUGUGUCUGCUCGCUCGCACGUGUCUUCGUUGGGCAACCGCUGUCUUCAUUGUCGGAGCUGAUUGUGAACUUUCGUGCGGUACUGCGGAAAACCUAUGGAAACCACCCUGAAGGUGCGAAGUUUGAAGCAAGCAUUGUAGAAGAUGAGUUGCAUCCGAUGAGGAGUCAGAAGUGGCGGGAUUUUCUUAAACAACGAUUUGAACUGAAAAAUCGUGGUAGUGGAAAGAUAAACCACGAUAUCUUGGUGGCGUUGUAUGAGAAAGUGUUUUCCUUCGCUUCGGGAGGACACCUCCUUCGUCAAGAUAAGGACUCUUCUACCGAAGCUGCAAGCACCCUUACAGCCUCCCGUGGUGAACUCUUUCUUCGUGCUGCACCAGAGAUUCUGCCUGCCAAAGAGAUUUACCCACUUAAUUUCUAUUCCGCCGACGAAAUGGUUUCCGGGAAAUGGUUACGGAAUUUGAUACAGGCUUUACAGAUUGCAGGAGCGACUACGACUUCUGGUACAGAGCAAAAGGAAAGUGAAGGUUCUGACGACGACGAUCCAACUCUAGUUUUCCGCGACCCACCACCAUGUGAAAUCCGAGACCCGAUACCAAGAAAGUUUGACAUGAGACUGGCCAAUUUUUGGACCAUACAGAACGCGCAAACUGGAGAACAAUAUAAGAGGGAAAAAGUGCGGAUUAUUCCGUUACUGCAAUCGCCUAGACUGAAUGUUACCGAGGAUGGAGAUUUGACGUCGAUGAAUCAGAUGCAGCUUCGAGAUGAGCACCUCCAAGACGAGGCUCCCUUAGAUCCCUAUUCCUUUGAUCUCGCAAGAGAUUGGUCUGGAGCGACGGUUUUUGCGGCGACCUUUUUUGUCGACCUGGGCAGGCGAAAAUGCCACUCUAUUGGACUCAUGAAACGGUUGCGAUUCGUCCUACUUUUUUUACUAUUGGGGAAUUACCUGAGAGAAGAAUGCGUGCGAGAACUAGGGAUAUUCGGGUACUUGACGUAUUUGGAGAUUUACAACCAAGGUUUAGGAGUGUGGCGAUUUUUGCGAAAAUUCGUGGUCUCUCCUUCGCCAAGAAUACAACUCGAAUGGGUAUCUUUGUUGAACUUGUUACGAAUGUUUUUGCGAACGACAAGGUGCCGAGGCCAAUAUUUGAAGACAUUCUCUAAUCGCGCUUCAGAGGAUGACGACUACUUGCAUGCUUUUUAUCGACCAGAGGCGCCGUUCUUCAAAAAGAGUCCGAUACUUAAGGCUCAAUAUAUUUUUGUUAGGUUUAAUCUUUCCCUGGUGCUUAUGUGGCUCUCAUCUGGUCUUGCUUACUUCAGCUCUUCUAGCGUGGUACCUUCUCUUGAGGUUUUACUUAACUACAAUUACCAAUACUAACGGUUGUUCCUUCAUUUCUACAAGUCAUUUCUCCCUAUUUCCUUAUGUAGGCAAGAAAUGAACUAUGUUUUGAGCUCUAAAAUACGGCAAAAGCUGUUGCUGGAGGAACAUGUUCAGCGGGAGCAUCUAGAUGGGAGGGCGAUAUACUUGGCGCCGGGUGUGGAUCUUAGGCGAAAAAGGCUUGGAGGAAAGCCAGAAGGCGCUGCGUCGUCGGAACAAGUUGUGGAGUGUUUACCACGCGACGCAGCUUCCGGUGUCACGCCUAGUACCAGACAUCACAACAUCAAUGUCCCUUCUUACUUUCACGGUCCUACGCCUCUAGAUUUGCAGGUAUUUUUUCCAGGUGGAGGGGUCGUCCCUGAUCCUCUGCGUCGACAACAGCAUUGGGCACUAGGUGAGCACGACCCGUCCUGGGGUCCGGUGAAUGGCGUUCGGGACAUGUUCGGGGGACCGGUGAGGGAUUUUCGACCAGGUGAGUUCUGUUCAUCCGAGAAUCACGGUCGUGAGGGUGAGGAGUACAAACACCUUACGAUAAUACGAGAGAAGGCAGAGAGGGAAGCACUCGAUAAAGUAUCUGAAAGCACUAGUACGAGGACGACGACGAGUAGCAAGGAAGCCGUGGAUUACCUCCAAAACAUGCUAGAAACGCUUCAGGCUUGUGGUGUUGUACGGAGUUUCGGGAGCAGUGCUGGUUCAAAAACUACUUCGAGACAACUAGACUAUUUCGAAGUGGAUCUAGAUUUCUUACGUGUCCAACGACUCUUUGGCGUCAUCAUCGAUGAAGAUGAGACCGUCGUUGCUCCUGAGGGCGACGGGGACCAGGAUGAAAGUCUUCAGAUCAGUACGAUGAGGAUAAAACGACUGUUCGACCUCCAAAAAGAACAGCAGAGAGGAGCGUCAACUCUUGCCAAUUGGUGCCGGCAAACGGUUCAUCAUGUGGUAGAUGAGCGCUUAUUCGGCCUACACUUCUCAGACUCAUCGGAGCAACAAGAGCAAGGAAAGAAUACUCCAACUCCUCCUACUGCUGCUACUGGCUACAGCUAUAAAGUUGCUAGUGUCUCAAGAAGAGGAACGUCAACUGGAGCUGUCGAAGUCGACUCUCUGAAGCAACUGCGUGUCCGUACUGUACAGGUGCCGUCGCUCACGCCGCAGCAAAGCAGAGAAAAGGGUCGACCUCUCUUAUGUCAGCAACAUGUGAAUGUCGUGUGCUUAUAGUACUUAGAAGUUUUACUGUUUUGUGUUUCAUCAUUAUUGAAACAGAGAAGAGACAGGAAAACCUGCACUGGAACGGUCGAAAGACCACUAACAAUCCAGCAACAGGCUAGAUUAGCGGGUAGAAGUCGCCGGGGAAAUCUUAGGCAGAUCGCCGAGUAGAUAAACACCACCAGGAAAAUCCGCGCCAUACGGCCGGAAGUCUGACACUACCCCACUACACACGCAUAGCUCUAACUCCCGACGCCCUUGAUGUCGCGCUAGCCCAUGCUUUACAAAUGCUUACCUUGGCUUGCUUCCAACAUCCGUUGAUACAACUUAAUGCUGAAGGCUACGUGCGCUUCUUGGAGCUCUGGAACGAGAACAGUUUUACCCAGCAUGGCGCAACGACGGCGCGUAGUAUCGAGUGUCCUGCUGAAAACGCAUGAUUUUGAACAAAUUGUUGUAUUUUUACUAUCUAUAAUCACUGACAUAUUGAAUUUGAAAUGAGUAGCCCCUGUGAAGCAUUAACUGAUGAUUGACUCAAUUAUAGCUUUGUGGUGAAAUCGAAAACACAAAAAAUACGACUCCCAAAAUAAUCUCAUACUUCCAUGACUGAACUGGAUGAACUACAACGGUACUAGCUUUUCGAGACGACCCAUUUGAGUCUGAAUCUUGCAGAGAUUACUGUCGUGGAAAACGUGACUUACAACUCUAGUUGAAACUCUUUGAAC
Messenger RNA from Amoebophrya sp. A25, 5029 nucleotides. Lineage: Eukaryota; Dinophyceae; Syndiniales; Amoebophryaceae. The record is from the annotation of a GenBank genome assembly.